AUGGGUGCAUCAGGCUUAGGUUCUGGUUUAGCAAAUUGCAUUAAUCUCUCAAAUUUGACACUUAACCUUUAUUACAAUUAAAUUGGUGAUAUGGGUGCAUCAGGCUUAGGUUCUGGUUUAGCAAAUUGCAUUAAUCUCUCAAAUUUGACACUUGACCUUGGUAGCAAUUAAAUUGGUGAUGAAGGUGCAUCAGGCUUAGGUUCUGGUUUAGCAAAUUGCAUUAAUCUCUCAAAUUUGACACUUUACCUUCAUUACAAUUAAAUUGGUGAUAAAGGUGCAUCAGGCUUAGGUUCUGGUUUAGCAAAUUGCAUUAAUCUCUCAAAUUUGACACUUAACCUUGGGUAAAAACAGUUUAUUUGUUUUGGAUUGUGA
Molecule: messenger RNA, 372 nt
Organism: Tetrahymena thermophila SB210
Lineage: Eukaryota; Ciliophora; Oligohymenophorea; Hymenostomatida; Tetrahymenidae
Exons: 4
Molecular function (GO): protein binding
Source: RefSeq, a predicted model, not a curated record